Molecule: messenger RNA, 4070 nt
Organism: Cherax quadricarinatus
Lineage: Eukaryota; Metazoa; Arthropoda; Malacostraca; Decapoda; Parastacidae
Source: RefSeq, a predicted model, not a curated record
UGCAAUUUUAAUUAUUAAAAAAUCAGCAAAAAGUAGUUUUUUCAGGAGCGAUGUUCGUCCCGGUGUCUGUAAAGUAAGCGACGCAUUUUGCAUCCGUGGCUCAAGAGUAAUACUCUUUAUUUAUCUUCCCGUAAUUAUGAAUUCUGACGAGAUAAGUUUGUCUAGCCUCUCAACUGAUGAGAUGAAACCAGAUGAUCAAGAGAGGUCCAGGUCUAAAGAGCAUCGUCACAAGCACAAAAAGAAGCACAAACGUCAUUCACACAAGCAUAAACACCGCCAUAAAUCGUCCUCCAGGAAAGAAAGAAAACACAAAAAGCACCGUUCAAAACACAGACAUAAAGAAUCUGAAAGUGAGAGCGCAGAAUCAGAGGAUGUGGAAGAUGUACAACUCAUUGAUGAGCUGCUUGAGUCUGGCUUGGAGGCUUUGGUUACUAAUCACGAACGACCACGGAGUCAUGGAAGGGAUGUCGAGAUCCGGCGAGCAUCUGCUGGUAAUGGUAUUGUGGAGUCUAUGAAAAUUGUCGUCAAUAAUCAUAAUGGUAGCAGAGACCAGCCUGUGACUGUGUAUAGCAGUGAAGACGAAAUAGUUGAUCAGCUUUUGAGUGAUGAGAAUUCAAGAGAAGCCUCACGGAAGGCUGAAGAAUUUUCUUUAGAUUCCUCAGACUUCCUCCACAUCCAUGAGGACCUUAAUUUGGAGGAACUCAUGAAGCAGAAGUUAACACUGCAGGCAUGUCUAGGAGCAUACAUGAGUGAUGUGGAGGAUGAAGAAGAAUUUCAAGAGACACCACAGAAGCCUGUGGUAGCCAAAAAGAUAGAGGAGGAAGUUGUAACUAUCGAAGACUCUGAUGAUGCCGAGCCUAAAAAAAAGGAGCGGAAGAAGGAGAGAGAAUCUAGAGCUAAGAAACGGAAGAGAAGCAGAUCAAGAAGUGAAGUAGAGGAAAAGGAAAAGAAAUCUCGCCGGGACAAAGAGCGAAGAGAAAAAGACAGGCGUGAGGGAAGCUCAAAUCGCAGGGACUAUAGGAGGGAUCAUGAAAAAUCUUCCAUGGCACAUGAAAGGUCCAAAUCCAGAGCUGAAGAACGAGAACGCUUGGAACGCAGCCGUGAAAGGAGUCGUGAACGAAAGGAAAAAGAAAGGCUUAUGAGAGAAAAACUUCUUCAAGAACAGGAACAGCGAGAGCGUGAAUGGAAAGAAAGGGAGGAGCGUCGGAAAAGAGACUGGGAAAAGAGAAUGGAAGAAAGAAAAGAAAGGGAGAGAUUACGUGAAGAACGGUUGAGGGAGAGAGAAGAUAGUAGAGAUAAAGAGAGGGAACGGCGUAGGGAUGACAACUUCAGAGACAGAGAAAGAGACCGUGAUCGAGAAAGGGAUAGAGAUAAGGACAGAGAAAGGAGACAAGAAGCGGAUUACAGCCGCAAUAGGGAAAUUGAUCGAGAGCUGGAGAGACAAAAAGAAAUAAUAUUUGGUAAAGCCAAAGAAUCCUCAUCUGAUUCCGAACCAGGAGACAUUGAUUUUGAUGAAGAUGAAGAGGAGGAGGAGCAGAAGAUUGAACGAAUGAGAAAACAGAGGGAGGAACUUUACAAGAAACUGGGUCUAGAACGUGAUUCUUCACAAGUAACUCCUGCCACCAGUGAGGUGCCCUCUGGGAACAACACUCCUACGGAUUCUCCUGCUCCUGCAUCUAGGCCACCAUCACAAUCAAAAUCAGUGGAGCAGCCUUCAUCACCUGUAAAAUCAAGAUCUGGUUCUCCAAGGUCACGUGAGUCCAGUAGUGACAGCAGCACCAGGAGAAGUAGAAGCAACAGCAGACAAAGAAACCAAAGUGGUAGCAGUAGUAUUAACAGUAGUAAAAGUAGAGGUAGUGAAGACAAGGAAAAUAAGACAUCUAAACCAGAUGACAGUAAAAAUGAAAGUGAAAUCAAAGAAGAAAACAGCAGUCUAGAGAAGGACGAGAAUGUUCCUGAAAAAGAGAAAAAAAAUAAGGACAUGUUUUCAGACAUGUUUGGUGACAACUUUGCUGUAGAUAAAUUAGGAGAUAUUCACUCAGGAGCUGCUGAAAAUCCCAAUCUCACAGACAACUGGGAUGAUGCAGAGGGUUACUACAGAGUCCGUAUUGGAGAGGUACUGGACUCAAGAUACACUGUGUAUGGUUAUACAGGCCAAGGAGUGUUUAGUAAUGUUGUACGUGGCAGAGAUGCAGCUAGAGCUGGGCAAGAUGUUGCCAUCAAAAUCAUUAGAAACAAUGAAGUUAUGCACAAGACAGGGAAGAAAGAAUUAAAUAUAUUAAAAACCCUAAAUGAUGCUGACCCAGAUGACAAGUAUCAUUGUUUACGUCUGUAUCGACAUUUCUUUCACAAGAAUCAUUUAUGUAUGGUGUUUGAACCACUGUCAAUGUCAUUGAGAGAGGUGCUGAAGAAAUAUGGUAAAGAUGUAGGUCUUCAUGUGAAAGCUGUUCGCUCCUAUACACAUCAGCUGUUUUGUGCCCUUAAGUUACUUCGUAAGUGUAAUAUCCUUCAUGCAGAUGUCAAACCUGACAACAUCUUGGUAAAUGAGAAAAAGCUUGUGCUGAAGCUUUGUGACUUUGGCUCAGCAUCAAAAGUUACUGAGAAUGAAAUAACACCCUACUUGGUUGCUAGAUUCUAUAGAGCCCCUGAAAUCAUUUUAGGAAUGACUUAUGACUUUGGUAUUGAUCUGUGGUCUGCAGCUUGUACCAUUUAUGAACUCUACACUGGAAAAAUUAUGUUCCCUGGAAAGACUAAUAAUCAGAUGCUAAAACUCUUCAUGGAUCUGAAAGGAAAAAUGCCAAAUAAAGUGAUUAGAAAAGGAGCCUUCAAGGAUCACCAUUUUGAUGCAGCUUGCAACUUCCUUUAUAGAGAUGUUGAUAGGGUCACAGAAAGGGAAAAAGUAGUAGUAAUGCCUACCAUUAAUCCAACGAGAAACUUGCAGCAUGAAUUGCUUGGAGAAGGAAAUUUACCAGAAGACCACACACGCAAGGUGACUCAACUGAAGGAUCUAAUGGAGAGAUGCCUCAUGCUGGACCCUGUUAAGAGAGCAACAAUAGACAAUUGCUUAAUGCACCAGUUCAUUAGAGAAAAAAUGUGAUUUUAAUUUUGUCAAGUGUGUAUGGUUGUGAUAAAACUAUUUGGAACUCCUGUCAGCAGGCUCAAAUUUAUAUAUUUAUUUGCAAUUAUGAAUGUUAUGAGUGCUAAUGAUAUAAUUUAGUAAAUACUAAAGAAAAACAAUUAAAUUAAAAUGUACAAAAACCAAACUAGGUUUACAAUUUUUUUUUUCAUUUUGGAAAGUACAUGUGUAUAUUUUUCUUUAACUUUUAUUACUUGUGAAGUUUUAAUAUUAAAAAUUAAUUUUUUGGUAUUAUCCUCUUAGGAUCUAGGUGGCAAGUAUUUAGCCAUUGCUAUUGUAAAUGAAGAAAUUUAAUGCAAGGCCUGCUUGACUGACUGUUUACUCCUGUAACUGUCACUGUACCUGUCAACUUGUUACUGUAUUAUAUCAGCCAGAGGAAAAUCUUACAACAGUGUUGAACCAAAGAGUUUGUCUUGACUCAUCACUAGACUACUUUUUUUUUGCCCAUUUUACCCACUAAAAAUUUUAUGUUCAUACAACAUUCAUUAUGAGACUUAUUUACAUGAUUGUGUUAAUAGUUUGCUUGUAUAUAAGUAACAUUUUGUAGAAUUUGGUUUGUCAUACCUUCAUACUAUAUGCAGUACUUUUCCACUAAGAAAAACAUAAUGAUGAGAGUGUGUGCCUGUGAGUUUGCUUAUUAUUGAGGCUUCAGGUAAUAAUUGAAAUUUUGUAUAUUAUUUGCUGACAUAUACACAGUAUAUGAUAGAGUAUGCAUGGGGUCCAUGUUUGAAUUCUCAGAUUAAAUGAAGUAGAAUUUAGUCUUUCAAUUAGAAAUUUUUUAAUAUUUUUGUGCUGCAUUUCUUUACAAUGGCAUUUUAUUACUAUUUCAGUACGAGGGGAGAACAUAGGAUAAAUAAUAAGCAUACAAUUGUAUUAAUAUUAAUGAUUCUUCACAGAUUUAUUUUAUUUUAUUUUAUAUUACAAAUAAAAUAGU